CACAAAACGUCAACUGCAUAUUCAUUAUGCAGUAUCGUUUCGCAUUGGCCACAAAAACGGGACUGUUCUAAAAAAUUCGCCGUUCUCUCUCUGUCAGUUCACUAUGCUUCUCUAUUUAUACACGGUACGUGCUUCGUGAACAGAGCAACACAUCCAACAGAAAUUUGUGAUACACAAACAGAGCAAAAAUGACUGUCCUCAACAACGGCAAUACGGAAUCGUAUGUCAAAAUUCCCAAAAUAAAGUUCACAAAAUUGUUCAUCAAUGGAGAGUUCGUUGACUCCGUUUCAGGGAAGACCUUUGAGACAGUAGAUCCGAGAACUGAAGAAGUGAUAGCAAGAAUUGCAGCAGGAGACAAGGAAGAUGUUGAUUUGGCUGUCAAGGCUGCUCGUGAGGCUUUUGAUCACGGCCCAUGGCCUCGCUUGCCUGGAUGUGAAAGAAGAAGGUUAAUGUUGAAAUUCGCAGACUUAAUUAAUGAGAACGUAGAAGAAUUAGCUGCCUUAGAUACAGUUGAUGCCGGAAAAUUAUAUGACUUGGGCAAGAUAGUAGACAUUCCUGGCGCUGCAGAAACUAUCCGUUACUAUGCAGGUGCAGCCGAUAAAAUCCAUGGUGCAACUUUGAAAAUGUCAAGGGAUCUACAAGCAUAUACGUUGCACGAGCCUGUAGGUGUUGUGGGUCACAUCAUCCCGUGGAACUUCCCGAGUCAAAUGUUUGUCAUGAAAGUGGGCCCAGCCUUGGCUGCUGGAUGUACCAUGGUUGUCAAGCCUGCUGAACAAACACCUCUUUCAGCACUUUAUUAUGCUCAUUUAGCUAAGCUGGCUGGUAUCCCGGAUGGAGUGCUUAAUGUGAUAACAGGACAUGGAUCUACAGCUGGUGCAGCCAUUAGUUCUCACAUGGACAUUGAUAAGGUUAGUUUUACGGGAUCUACAGAAGUUGGGCGUCUCGUAAUGCAGGCUGCAGCAGCAAGCAACUUGAAACCUGUCUCAUUAGAACUGGGAGGAAAGUCCCCUUUUAUAAUUUUCGAUGAUGUGGAUGUCGAUAAAGUUUCUGAUCUUGCUCUCCAGGGAUCUUUUCACAACAAGGGGGAAAUAUGUGUGGCUGGUUCUCGUGUUUUUGUUCAAGAAGGGAUAUACGAUAAAUUUCUCGUUAAAUUGGCAGAGAAGGUGAAAUCAUGGGUUGUUGGGGAUCCUUUUAAUCCAAAAGUUCAUCAAGGACCUCAAGUUGAUAAGCAACAAUAUGACAAGAUACUUUCAUACAUCGACCAUGGGAAGAAGGGAGGCGCUACUUUGUUAAGUGGUGGCAAGCCGGGUGGAGAAAAGGGAUAUUAUAUUGAACCAACAAUUUUCACUGAUGUCACGGAUGAUAUGAUCAUCGCAAAGGAAGAAAUAUUUGGACCUGUUAUGUCGGUUCUAAAAUUCAAGACUGUUGACGAGGUGAUCAAGAGAGCUAAUGCCACUAAGUAUGGACUAGCGGCUGGCAUCAUGACCAAUGACUUGAACACGGCCAACACAGUAUCGAGAUCAAUCCGUGCAGGUGUCAUUUGGAUCAACUGUUAUUUUGCUUUCGACAGAGACCUCCCAUAUGGCGGUUAUAAAAUGAGCGGUUUUGAGAGGGACUUUGGAUUGGAAGCGCUCUAUAAGUAUUUGCACGUUAAAUCUGUAGCUACCCCAAUCCACAAUUCUCCGUGGCUGUAAAUUUGUUUCGCUCUUCGACAGAAGCUUGAAGAGAAAUUUCCACGAUGUAGCUUGUGGUGAUGCUUUUAUUCCGUAACGCUGCGCAAAAUAAACAGUAAUCUUUUUCUUCAUAUGAUCUUGACAAUGUUGUUUGUAAUUUAUAUAAAGUUUUUGGCAUUUCAGAUGUAAUAAUGAUUUUCCAUAUUAGUGAAUCUUGCCAAUAUUGUCCUUUGUUACCGA
Messenger RNA from Olea europaea var. sylvestris, 1913 nucleotides. Its product is annotated as aldehyde dehydrogenase family 2 member C4-like. NCBI's taxonomy places the organism in Eukaryota, Viridiplantae, Streptophyta, Magnoliopsida, Lamiales, Oleaceae. Gene Ontology annotation, molecular function: aldehyde dehydrogenase (NAD+) activity. The transcript is spliced from 10 exons. The record is from RefSeq and is a predicted model, not a curated record. Bases 189 to 1694 code for a protein of 501 amino acids.